AUGUCGCACAUCGACCCAUUCCAUAUCGAAGUCUGGUUGAAGGAAGCGGAAAAGUCAUUCAAGCACGAUUUGGCGGCUUCCUGCAACACGCUCAGCCUAGCUCAGCUGGUAGAGCAUUCCACAGAUAAAGGGCUCGCAAAGCCGUGGGAGGAUAUCAAUGUCGGCCUCGAUUACGGCUAUAUGGAUGGAAGUCCCGAUCUGAAAAGAACUAUUGCGGGUAUCUAUGAGAAGGAACUCAAGCGGAAGUUCUCGCCAGAUGGUAUCAUCCCAUCUAUCGGAGCGAUAGGUGCCAACUAUGCUUUCCUUUACGCUCACGUAAAGCCGGGUGAUCACGUCAUCUGCCAGUACCCUACAUGGCAACAACUAUACUCGGUUCCGAAAUCUCUGGGGGCCGAGGUCGCUUUGUGGAAGACUAGUAUGGAGAAUGGAUGGCAGCUCAAUCCGGAAUCUCUGGAGAGCAUGAUCAAGCCGAACACGAGGAUGAUCAUCCUGAACAACCCACAGAAUCCCACCGGGGCGGUCUUGGCACAAAAGUCGCUUCAGGUCGUGGUAGAUAUCGCCAAGAAACAUGAUCUCUACAUCUUAUGCGACGAAGUGUUUCGUUCUCUGGUCCACGGACUGGGACCGUCAGAGCUACCGCCCUCUAUUCUCUCCUUCGAUUACCCCAAGUCCGCAGCGAUCAGCUCCAUGUCAAAAGCUUAUUCUCUCGCCGGAGUCAGGGUUGGGUGGAUCGCGACGGAGAACCCAGAGAUCAUCAAGGCGUGUUACUCUGCUAGAGACUAUACCACCGUCUGCGUCUCCAAAAUAUGCGAGGGUAUCACGGAGUAUGCGUUGAACCCUUCGGUCGGGCCGAACGUCGUCCAGUCGAACAUCGACACCGCUAGGAUCAACCUGGGUCAUCUCCGAGCUUUCGUCGACAAGCACAAGGAUAUCUGUUCUUGGGUCGAGCCGAAAGCCAGCAGUACGGCGUUCGUCCUCUUCAAGACCAAAGCUGGCGAACCGGUCGACGAUGCGGCGUUUUGCAAGCGGUUGCAGGAUGAGACCGGGGUGAUGCUCGUCCCCGGAGGAUAUGCCUUUGGGGAAGACUACAAGGGCUUCGUCAGGAUCGGAUAUAUCGGGGAGACCGAGGCGUUCUUGAGAGGUCUCAAGGCGUGGGACGAAUGGUUGGAUGUAUGGAAGGCCGAACAGUAA
Filobasidium floriforme is the source of this 1191-nucleotide messenger RNA. Its product is annotated as pyridoxal phosphate-dependent transferase. NCBI's taxonomy places the organism in Eukaryota, Fungi, Basidiomycota, Tremellomycetes, Filobasidiales, Filobasidiaceae. The record is from RefSeq and is a predicted model, not a curated record. The transcript has 2 exons. The coding region runs from base 1 to 1191 and encodes 396 amino acids. Gene Ontology annotation, molecular function: pyridoxal phosphate binding. Gene Ontology annotation, biological process: biosynthetic process.